AUGGACAACCUUUAUCAACUUAGACAAGAUUAGGUAAUUAAACCAUAGUUUAAUCCUUUUUAGAUGGAAGAGUAUAAAGAUGAAAGAGCAGAAGGUCAUAGAGACCUGAUGGCAAACAUUUUACAGAUUGCAGUAAUAAACAAAAUGCUUCCCAAAGGAUUUAAGUUUGAGCUUUAUGAGACUGUAAAGAGGUAGAAUGACUCAAAUACUAAUUAGAGGACUAUUGUUUAGAAGAAAAAGAAGCCACAGAAUCAAGACUAUGAAAAUGGAGAAACGGGGUCAACAAUAUUAGGGGCAUCUUCUCCAAGAAAUAAUGCUCCACUAGGUAGAAAACCAAUCAAAGAUAUGAAAAGCAGUGUCAACAAUGAAAAUAGUGCUUUUUCUAACAAUUCUAAUGAUAACUAGAGAUCAUCGUAAAAUACAAAUAACCCAAUCAAAUAGCGAGUUUCUCAAAGAUAGAAAAAGCCUAACAUAAUCGAAGAUAUUGGAUAUGUUGAGAAGGAACAAAAGAGAUAGAAAAUAACAACAAUAUGGAGGGAAUAGCAAGGCAAAUGCGAAUUAUUGAUCUAAUUGCUAAGAAAGUAGCCUGGUGCAGAAUUGUUCUCUAAACCUCCCGACUCUCAUCAUCCUUACUACACCGAAAUAAUGAACGAAUAUAUAGACCUAGCAUUAGUAGAUAGAAAAUUCAAAUAGGGUGAUUACUAGAGUACUAUUUAAUUCAUACAUGAUAUUAGAGUAAUCUGGGACAAAGCUUUUAGAUUUAUGAAAGAUGAUUCUGAGACAUUUAAAAGAGCAAAGGAAUUAAGUACACUAUUUGAGUAAAAGGUUAGAGAAAUUGAAUAAACCAACAUUUCUCAGGUGAUACAAAAGGGUAUAAAUGAUCCCAAUUCCGCAGUUGCAGAGCUAAAGUCUAAUAUUAAUAAAUACUAGAAGGAGAUAACUCAGAAGAUUUAGAAAGAUGGAGGAAUUGAAAAACCUCCUCAACAGUAGUUAUAAUAAAGAAAAUAAUCUCAUCGAGCAAAUGAUCAACCACUUCCUUAAAAUAACUAACAAUAGCCUCCCUAAGAGUUGCAUAAUAACAAUAAUCUCUACUAAUAAACCCCUAAUUUCGGUGAGCAAAAUGAAGAGGACUACCUCAAUAAACCAAUGCCUUUUUCAGAGAGAUAGACACUAGGUCACAACAUCUAAUUUCUUCAUACCGAACAAUUAUUGGGUAUAGUUGAUAUUAUUAGCGAUAAAUCAGAAGGAUAAAAGGAAAUGCUAGAAUUCGACUUAAAAGAAUUAAAUGACAGAAAAUGCAGAGAGCUUGAAAGAUAUGUUUCUAAAUGUAUCAAAGAUAAUCAAGAAAAAGAAAGGUAGGGAUAGCAACUUUAACUAUAGCAAGCCCACCAGACAAAUUAAGCGCAAUAGUAACAACAAUUAUACUAAUAGUAGCUAGCGCAGUAAUAGCAAUAGUAGUAAUAGUAGUAAUAGUAAAUAAGUAAUUACCCAACAAGCUAGAAGUAACCAUAAUAGCAAAACAUUCCAUAAAUCCAGGGUGCUGCUUAAACUGCAACUAAUAAAAUUCCUUAACAGCAAUAGUAAGUUCAAAAUAAUUAAAAGGGAGAUACAGCACCCACUCACCAGAUGGGCUUUACUGAUCAAAACACCCUAGCAUAAAACCCAAAUUAUAUGGUAUCACCAAUCCAUCAUUCUUAUAUGAAUGGAUUGGCUCUCUAAUAGCAAUAAAUGAUAAUUGGCCAAUAAAAUUUAGGUCUAAUGGAUGCUAACAACUAUUAGCUAUACUAUCCAUAGUAAUAAACUCUAAACCAAUAGCAGACUAAUCCUAAUGAUCCACUUAAGAAAUAGGGAGGGUUCAUUUAGGAACAGCCGUAAUAAAUAGCAUAUAACUAGUAUCAAGGUGCGUAGCCUAAUGGAGCGCACUAAAUUAUGAGCUCAUAUCCACUUCAAUAUACAGCAUAUUCUCACAACUUGGGUGAGGAGUAGCAAUAAUUCAUGUAAUAAAACAAUCUAGCGUAGAACCUACUAGCAACAGGAGCAUUUUACGGCAGUAAUAUGACUUUGAGUGGGAUUGAUCCAUAUUAAUAAAGCUAUGCAUAGAUAGGUGCACAGCACUGGAACCAAAGUCCUGACUAGAUGGGAUAAAACCCUGGAAAUUACAACUAAUGA
Molecule: messenger RNA, 2169 nt
Organism: Stylonychia lemnae
Lineage: Eukaryota; Ciliophora; Spirotrichea; Sporadotrichida; Oxytrichidae
Source: the annotation of a GenBank genome assembly